GCAGCCAUGCAUGGAGACACAAGCUUUUUUAAAUGUCUCCAACUUAUUGCGGUCUUGUGGAUGGGGGUCCAGGCUGUCUCGCCUGUACCCUCAGUGCCUGACCGUGUACAGGGUGUGGUUGGCUCCUGCAUGGUGAUUCCUUGCUCCUUCACACCUGGAGACCCUCAUCCCAUCCGGGGACGGAAGGAGAGGGUGGAUGUGCGGCUCAGGUUCAGAGGUGGUGGGCCUUUUUUCCCUCUCAGGAGCACUGCUUUUAACAGUGAGAGCAAAGACCAAGUGAGCAGGGAUUUCCUCGGCCGGACUUUGCUCUACGGCCAAGUGUCCGAUGGAGACUGCUCAGUAAAGAUAGAACAACUUAGAGCGGAUGAUCCAAAGGUGUUUGAACUGGCUCUCAAGAAAGGCAGUGAUUUACUCUGGGGUGUGUCAAGGAGUGUAAAUGUAGACAUAAUCGACAACCCUGAGCCUCCUGUCAUCAGCGGCAUUUUGUCAGCCAAAGAAGGACAAUUGGUCUCUCUGAACUGCUCCGUCAACUACCACUGUCCCUCCAGACCUCCGACCCUGCAGUGGAAGUGGGACCAAGGAGCCGAACUCAACAGCAGCGAGUUAGGAGAGCUACAAACACUCCACUCUGGUCCCCGCAAGUGGAUGCUGCUGGCUUCUUUGUCUUUCAUCGCAUCCCAUCAGGUGAAGCCCCGGCUCUGGUGUGCGGUUAAAUAUCCAGAAACCAAAAUGUUAGCCACGGUGAACGACCUUCAUGUGACAUUUCCACCAGAAGAUGUGAAGGUGGAGGUUCAGACACUGAUCGUUCAGGAGGGGGGCAACGCCUUGCUUGUUUGCUCAUGCAAAGCUGACCCUCCGGUGACAGAGUAUCUCUGGUCCUACACUCAACACGGCCACACUGUGCACCUCCACCACCGAUCGCACAGUCUGCGAGUGUUCAACGUGACCAAAGACAUGAGAGUCCGCUGCUCAGCCAAGAACACCAUUGGGCGAGGAGAAUCCCAGCCCACUUCACUUAAUAUACAAUAUAAGCCUUCCAUCUCACUUCCCUCUUCCACCUGUGUUGUGGAGGAUUCUGAGGUGCGCUGUCGCUGUUCAGUCGACUCCAACCCCAAGGCAGCUGUUACCUGGAGCGUCAAUGGGACUGUUCCACCUUAUGAUUACAACGUGUCUGUAACAUCAGAGCCCGACAUGCUCACAGUGUUUCUGAGGGGAUACAUGGACAAACCAUUGAGUGUAAUCUGUUUUGCAUUCAACGCACUUGGAAAUGACUCCCUGGUUUUGCUGCAGGGGGAGGAAGAUCCUGGAACUGCAUAUGUGGUGUGGAUCAUUUUACCUGCUGUGGUCAUCUCACUGUGUGUAUGCCUUCUGUCCCUGCUUGUCUGCUUCUACCGAAGGAGAGCUAAAAGACACAUCAUGAUCAGACAUCAAGCUGUCUUCCCUGAAGGACUGGGAAUUUAUCAAAGCAGGAUGCCUCUCUACAUUAACUGCUCUGAAGUGACAAAUGUUUACACCAAUGGAAGCUACCAGCUUGUGUACCAGAACUCCACACCUGUUUUUGUCCAUACAAAGCAGGUCCGUCCAAUGGGCCGAAGAGGUGGGGAGAGGAGAAGAGGAAGAGAUGUUGCUAGAAGAGAUAGAGGAGCCGGUGUGGGACUCAGGACUACAUCAGAGGUCCAAAGUGCUUCUCCAGAUGAUCCAGACACAGCCAUCUAUGUAGAGAUUCUAUGAAUUUUAAAACACACACAAAAAAAUGACUGGAAAUAGAUUUUCUAAUGUGUGGGACAAUUGUGCCAGCGUUACUUCCUAUCUGCAAUGUAUAUAGUGUUCAAUACUGUGACGUAUGGGUUUUCUGAAUUUUUUUCAAGGAAGAGUUAUUUUCCUGCUAAAGUUUUAUUUUCUUAAGUCUGCAAUCUAAGAAUAUGAUAUUCUUUACUUACACUAUACUUUAAAUAUUCUUGUGAAUGUUUUUGUUUUUUAAACAUCGAUCAAUGUUUGAAUUCUAA
This is a messenger RNA of Poeciliopsis prolifica (blackstripe livebearer), 2006 nucleotides long. RefSeq names its product sialoadhesin (gene psg4). Lineage: Eukaryota; Metazoa; Chordata; Actinopteri; Cyprinodontiformes; Poeciliidae. Bases 7 to 1731 code for a protein of 574 amino acids. The transcript has 8 exons. The record is from RefSeq and is a predicted model, not a curated record.